AUGUCGUCAACAGCGUCGGUGGCUACGGAAAGCCGGCUGUGGAGGGCUCUCUUUGCCCUCCCGAUCCUCGCGUUCUCCGGUCUCAUGAUCCGAGCAUUUGCGAUGGGCGAACCGGUUGGUCCCGUCAUACAAAACAUGCUCGAAAAUUCGCAGUUUACGUGGGGCGGAGGCAACGUCAGGAUCCUCCGGGAAUUCUAUGGUAUCCCCCUGUUGGACGGGAUCUUUGCUCAUAUUACGGUUGCCUUCGCUCAGUUGCAAUUCUUUUCCGAUCCACGAGCAUAUUGGCACUCACUUGUCUUCCUUACCGACUUUGCUGGCAUGUAUAUGGUAUUCUUGAUCGAAGGCUACAGGCCGGCGAAUGGGUUUCCCCUUGUACGAUUCCCAUUUAUAAUCCUAUUUCUCGCGCAACUCCUGGGAAUUGGCUUUCUAGCCCCCGUCUAUUUCUUCCUCUUUUACGUUUUUACGCCGGCGUACAAACUUACUACCCCGAGACUUCAUCGUCCGGGAGUAGCAUCCUGCAUCGCCCUGUUGCCAACCAUUGCAUUGUCAUACUUCUCUUCACACUUCCCUUCUUACUUCCAUCCUUCCCUUGAAGCAAGAAAUUGGUGGAACUGGAUCUGGCAGCUUUUCCCAGUAUGGGGAUCGUUCACAAUGCUUGUCAUCUCCAAGACAAUCUCCGGUGUUAGCAAGACACGGUCGACCAAGGAUGAUUCCAAUCAGGAGCUAGUCAUCCUCAGGGUCACUGUAUACUUGCUUGCAUUCAUCAGCACAGCAACAUGGUGGUACACUAUUCCAAAUAUUAAGGGCCCCUUGUCUGAGGUUUUCAUGCCCCAAUAUUUCGUCGAGUCCCCCCAAGAUCCAGACGAGUGCCUUCGGACCAUCAUUCAAUAUGAUUACGUGUGCACCUACUCGGCUGGUUUUCUCUGGCUUGCAUAUCACUUUAGUGAUCUGGAGAAGGCUGGCAUUUGCGAAUUGCCCUGGAUUCGAGCUUUGGCCGUUGCUGGCGUCGUGGGGGCUGUUGUUGGUCCUGGAUCGCUCUUCAUUUUGAUUUGGCUUUUGAGAGAGGAACUCCUGGCGUCGCAAGCAUCAGUAAGAGAGCCUGAGAAGUUCUGA
Molecule: messenger RNA, 1113 nt
Organism: Fusarium falciforme
Lineage: Eukaryota; Fungi; Ascomycota; Sordariomycetes; Hypocreales; Nectriaceae
Exons: 2
Coding region: 1-1113 (370 amino acids)
Source: RefSeq, a predicted model, not a curated record